Molecule: messenger RNA, 3192 nt
Organism: Lepus europaeus (European hare)
Lineage: Eukaryota; Metazoa; Chordata; Mammalia; Lagomorpha; Leporidae
Product: lysosomal alpha-mannosidase-like
Exons: 24
Coding region: 1-3192 (1063 amino acids)
Biological process (GO): mannose metabolic process
Cellular component (GO): lysosome
Molecular function (GO): carbohydrate binding; alpha-mannosidase activity
Source: RefSeq, a predicted model, not a curated record
AUGACCGCCCUCGGUCGUGCUUCGGGGGUCCGCGCCGGCGGCUGGGGGCAGGCGGGGCGCGCCGUGCGGGGAUCGCCCCCGCCUCUGACCUUCCUCUUUGUGGUGUUGGUGGCGGCGCCCGGCACUCGCGCCGCGGGGUACGAGACAUGCCCCAUGGUGCAGCCAGACAUGCUGAACGUUCACCUGCUGGCCCACACACAUGAUGACGUGGGCUGGAUCAAGACAAUGGACCAGUACUACUAUGGAGUUCAGAAUGAGCUCCACCACGGGGCCGUGAAGAACAUCCUGGACUCGGUCAUUUCUGCCCUGCGGGCAGAGCCCAGCCGCAGGUUCGUCUAUGUGGAGAUGGCCUUCUUCUCCCGUUGGUGGCACCAGCAGACGAACGCAACCCAGCAAGCCGUGCGGGAGCUGGUGCGCCAGGGGCGCCUGGAGUUUGCCAACGGUGGCUGGGUGAUGAACGACGAGGCGGCCACCCACUAUGGUGCCAUCGUGGACCAGAUGACGCUGGGGCUGCGCUUCCUGCAGGACACGUUCGGCGACGACGGGCGCCCCCGUGUGGCCUGGCACAUCGACCCCUUUGGGCACUCUCGGGAACAGGCUUCGCUCUUUGCACAGAUGGGCUUUGAUGGCUUCUUCUUGGGGCGUGUGGAUUACCAGGACAAAGAGCUGCGGGAGAGGAAGCAGGAGAUGGAGCUUGUGUGGCGGGGCAGCGCCAGCCUACAGCCCCCGACUGCCGACCUCUUCACUGGUGUCCUCCCCAGUGUGUAUGGCCCACCGAACAAUGUGUGCUGGGACCUGCUUUGUGAAUCCAAGGUCCUGGAGGAUGACCCUCACAGCCCUCACUACAACGCCAAGGCCCUGGUUGAUCACUUCCUUGAUGUGGCCACUGACCAGUUCCGGAAGUACCGCACCAACCACACCGUGAUGACCAUGGGCGGUGACUUCCAUUAUGAGAAAGCCAACAUGUGGUUCAGUAACCUUGACAAGCUCAUCCAGCUGGUCAACGCAGAGCAGCAGGCAAACGGGAGCCGCGUCCACGUGCUCUACUCCACCCCAGCCUGUUACCUCUGGGAGCUGAACAAGGCCAACCUCACCUGGUCGCUGAAAGAGGACGACUUCUUUCCCUAUGCUGAUGGCCCCCAGCAGUUCUGGACCGGCUACUUCUCCAGCCGGCCGGCCCUCAAGCGCUAUGAGCGCGUCAGCUACAACUUCCUGCAGGUGUGCAAGCAGCUGGAGGCGCUGGCGGGCCUGGCGGCCAACGUGGGCCCCUAUGGGUCAGGAGACAGUGCUCCUCUAGAGGAGGCCAUGGCGGUGCUGCAGCACCACGACGCCAUCACUGGCACCUCCCGCCAGCUCGUGGCGGAGGACUACGCGCGCCGGCUGGCUGCCGGCUGGGGGCGCUGUGAGGUUCUCCUGAGCAACGCCCUGGCGCGGCUCAGCGGCUCCCGGGAGGCUUUCUCCAUCUGCCCGGAGCUCAACAUCAGCGUCUGCCCGCUCAGCCAGAUGUCGGCGCGCUUCCAGGUCGCCAUGUACAACCCCCUGGCCAGGAAGGUGGACCGCAUGGUGCGGCUGCCGGUCAGUGCAGGCACUUUCCUCGUGAAGGACCCCAGUGGCCACGCUGUGCCCAGCGAUGUGCUGCUGCUGCCCCAACCAGAGGGCCAGAAGCCCAGCCCAGAGCUGCUGUUCUCCGCCUCGGUGCCGGCCCUGGGCUUCAGCAUCUACUCCGUAUCCCGAGUGUCUCUCCAGAGAGCCAAUACCCACACCCCCCAGCCGAUUCCCCAGAAGCCUGGGUCUGAUGUGUUGGUCAUCACAAAUGAGUUCAUCCGGGCUACAUUUGACCCAGAGACAGGCCUCUUGAUACGGAUUCACAAUGUGGAGCAGAAACUCGUGUUGCCCGUGAGCCAGUCUUUUUUCUGGUACACUACCAAUUCAGAUAGCAUAAGGGGCAGUCAGGACUCUGGGGCCUACAUCUUCAAUCCCGGACAAAUGGAACCAUUCCGCAUGAGCCGUGGAGCUAAGAUCCAACUUGUGAAGACGCCCUUGGUGCAGGAGGUGCACCAGAACUUCUCAGCCUGGUGUUCCCAGGUGGUUCGCCUGUACCGCGGACAGCGCCACCUGGAGCUGGAGUGGACGGUGGGGCCCAUCCCUGUGGAUGACGGUUUGGGGAAGGAAGUGAUCAGUCGCUUCGACACGCUGCUGGACACCAAGGGCUACUUCUACACGGACAGCAAUGGCCGGGAGAUCCUGAAGAGGAGGAGGAAUUAUCGGCCCACCUGGAACUUGAGCCAGACAGAGCCAGUGGCGGGGAACUACUAUCCAGUCAACACUCGAAUUUACAUCACGGACGGGAAGAAGCAGCUGACAGUGCUGACAGAUCGCUCACAGGGGGGCAGCAGCCUGCGGGAUGGCUCCCUGGAGCUCAUGGUGCACCGGAGGCUGCUGUGGGAUGAUAACCGUGGGCUUAUGGAAGCGCUGAUCGAGGAGGGCCCUGGGUUGCGUGUACGAGGGCGCCACCUAGUGCUACUGGACGUGAUCUCUAAGGCGUCCACGGGGCACCGGCUGCUGGCAGAGAAGGAGGUCCUGGCCCCGCAGGUGGUGCUGGCCCCUGGUGGGGGCACCCCCUACCACUCCGGAGCCUUCUGGGGCACAGAGUUCUCAGGGCUGCGCCGGGAGCUCCCGCCCUCUGUGCACCUGCUCACCCUGGCCCGCUGGGGCCCAGGAACCCUGCUGCUGCGUUUGGAGCACCAGUUUGCCAGUGGGGAAGACUCAGGCCGCAAGUUGAGCUCCCCCGUGACCUUGAAUUUACAGAGGCUGUUCUCCACCUUCACCAUCACCCGCCUGCAGGAGACCACGCUGGCAGCCAAUCAGCCCCGGGCCAGCACUUCCAGGCUCCAGUGGACCCCAGACACUGGCCCUGCACCCAACCCCACAGUGCCCAAACUGAACACAGCUGCCAUCACACUGCAGCCCAUGGAGAUCCGCACAUUUAUGGCCUCGGUCCUGUGCAAAGAGGAUGCCUGGACCCACAGGGAGACCCCUUCCAAGCUUGAGCUCUCUGCUCCCGGGUGGUUCAGACUCUCCUCUUCUCCCCUUGCUGCUGCUGCCACCACCACCCAUGGAAACAAUUCAAAUGGUGCUGCUAAGGCUCAGGUCACUGAGGGACUAGUUGUGGUAUCUUUUGGAGGGAGAUAG